AUGCUAUUGGAAAAUCCUGCCCACGUCGGAUCCGAGAGCCUCCUUAGGAAGCUUCGCAAUGGGCCUCAGGUGCAACAGCCAAAGAACAAAGACAGUCUCAGUCAUCUCAUCCCCUAUAUGCACGGCGUGUCGCAUAACCUCAACAAAGUGGGUGAACGAGUUGGUGUAAGUGUGGUCUUCACGGCUCCCUACAAGCUCCUCAGGUUGUGUAAGGACACCGUACCGGAGAGACAAGUGCAGCAACAGUGCGCAAAGAAGCACAUGGAUCCAUUGGAUUUGCAGUUGGUUCCUCUCUUUUUACGCAGAUUCCUCAUCGCUAUCGGGCACAUACUAAAACUAAAAGACCAGAGUGAAUUCUUCGAAAUCGGUACCUACACGAACGAUAAUAAACUCAAAUUUGGUAACACAACAACACACAACUACAAGUGUGACACUGGACAUACGGUAGCCGUGAAAACCUUCUACUGGGUCCAGUUUGUGAGAGAUGCAAAGUACAUCAAUGUAUUCUUCAACGGUGAAUUGUACCACAAGGAGGAGUUAAAUCCUAAAACUCCUGUAUACGACGGUAUAACAACGUGGCCAAACGUUGUUUCCCAGCAAGUCCUAUGCUUCGAGUGCCUCUUCACGUGCGACAAAAGCAAUGUGUCAACUCGUCUGCCAAUGAACCAGUGGUUCAACUCGGAUGAACGGAACGAAAGCCGAUAUGUGGAACAAAGCGUCAACUUCAAACUGGGAGGUUCCAUAACAAUUUUGGGAACCUACAAGAAGACAGGGCAAGGCGACGACAAGAUAAAACUGGCCUUCCUAAAAGGGUCCAGCACUUCCAACGCUACGAUCGACCCCCCGUCGGACCGCAGCGCAGAUAUAAUGCUCCAUCUGACCAUCGAGGGAGGCGAAUUGGUUCUCACAUACCAGGAUAAUCACAAGACGCUCUUGACAGGUGUGGACGGAGCGCACACCCUCCCAGUGAAGAUCGUUGAAAACUUCCAAGUAAUAUCCGUUUGCAUGACAUCAGGAAUGGUCGACACAUCCUGCAAAGGGCCUUAGUAGCGUGUCAUAUGGUGCCUGUGUUACUUUUGAAGUAAACAAUAAUAAAAAGCAUUGAAA
This is a messenger RNA of Ornithodoros turicata, 1107 nucleotides long. RefSeq lists its product as uncharacterized. The transcript has 7 exons. NCBI's taxonomy places the organism in Eukaryota, Metazoa, Arthropoda, Arachnida, Ixodida, Argasidae. Bases 1 to 1047 code for a protein of 348 amino acids. The record is from RefSeq and is a predicted model, not a curated record.